AUGGGUGUCUCCAGCAGUCGACUUGACCUCGAAGAUUCCGUCCUCAAUAGUGAGGAUGGACACAUCGAAGGUACCACCUCCAAGAUCGAAGAUGAGAACGUUGCGCUCUCCAUGUCCCUUCUUGUCGAGUCCGUAGGCGAUGGCGGCAGCAGUUGGCUCGUUGAUGAUACGAAGGACGUUGAGUCCAGAGAUGGCUCCGGCAUCCUUGGUGGCCUGACGCUGCGAGUCGUUGAAGUAGGCUGGGACGGUGAUAACGGCGUCCUUGACGGUGCUUCCGAGGAAGGCUUCAGCGGUCUCCUUCAUCUUCAAGAGGACCAUAGAAGAGAUCUCCUCAGGAGUGAAGAUCUUGGACUCUCCCUUGUACUCGACCUGGACCUUUGGCUUGGCUCCUUCGGCGGAGAUGACCUUGAAUGGCCAAUGCUUCAUGUCCGAUUGAACUGCUGGGUCGUCGAACUUGCGCCCGAUGAGACGCUUGGCAUCUGA
Molecule: messenger RNA, 483 nt
Organism: Caenorhabditis remanei
Lineage: Eukaryota; Metazoa; Nematoda; Chromadorea; Rhabditida; Rhabditidae
Exons: 1
Coding region: 1-483 (160 amino acids)
Source: RefSeq, a predicted model, not a curated record